AUGGCCACCUCCACCUCCGUUCCCGUUCUCCUGCUCCUCGCCGCCGCCGCCGCCGGCCUCCUGCUCCCCAGCUCGCUGGCCUGGACGAGCAACUGUCCCCCGACCGCGCCCGGCAGUGGUGGGCACGGCCACCCGUCGUACCCAGCGCCCGGCAGUGGCUCGCCGACGUGGCCUUCCCCAGGCUCCGGCUCCAGCGGCGGCCACAGCCGCCCACCCCACCAUGGCAAGCCGCCCAAGCACCACCACGGCCCCCCGUUCAACUGCACGCCGUGCAACCCGCCGUACGUGCCUCCGACGCCUCGGGCGUCACCGCCCUACGUGCCACCGUACGUGCCUCCGACGCCUCGGCCGUCGCCGCCGUACGUGCCACCGUACGUCCCGCCGACGCCUCGCCCGUCGCCGCCCUAUGUGCCACCGUACGUCCCGCCGACGCCACGGCCGAGUCCUCCCUACGUCCCGCCGUACGUUCCACCGACGCCGCCCUACGUCCCGCCGUACGUGCCUCCGACGCCUCGGCCGUCGCCGCCGUACGUUCCACCGACGCCGCCCUACGUGCCACCGUACGUUCCGCCGACGCCACGGCCGAGUCCUCCCUACGUGCCACCGUACGUUCCACCGACGCCGCCCUGCGUCCCGCCGUACGUGCCUCCGACGCCUCGGCCGUCGCCGCCGUACGUUCCACCGACGCCGCCCUACGUGCCACCGUACGUCCCGCCGACGCCUCGCCCGUCGCCGCCCUAUGUGCCACCGUACGUCCCGCCGACGCCACGGCCGAGUCCUCCCUACGUCCCGCCGUACGUUCCACCGACGCCGCCCUACGUGCCACCGUACGUCCCGCCGACGCCACGGCCGAGUCCUCCCUACGUCCCGCCGUACGUUCCACCGACGCCGCCCUACGUCCCGCCGUACGUGCCUCCGACGCCGCCGGCGGUGCGGACGUGCCCGAUCGACACCCUGAAGCUGAACGCGUGCGUGGACGUGCUGAGCGGGCUGAUCCACCUGGUGAUCGGGCAGGAGGCCAGGUCCAAGUGCUGCCCGCUGGUGCAGGGGGUGGCGGACUUGGACGCGGCGCUGUGCCUCUGCACCACCAUCCGCGCGCGCGUGCUCAACAUCAACAUCUACCUCCCCAUCGCGCUCAACCUGCUCAUCACCUGCGGCAAGCACCCGCCGUCGGGCUUCCAGUGCCCGCCGCUCUACGACUGA
Molecule: messenger RNA, 1203 nt
Organism: Miscanthus lutarioriparius
Lineage: Eukaryota; Viridiplantae; Streptophyta; Magnoliopsida; Poales; Poaceae
Source: the annotation of a GenBank genome assembly